AUGGACACCACUGAAGAACAACAAGAUAUCUCAUUGGCCCUGGCCAUCACGGAUUCAAUUCAUCAGUCGAUCCAUGCGCUAUCGCAAACGCAGUCCGAGCCUUCCAAGCGGUCCUUUAGGACAGCAAGGUUGACCCGAGGGCUUCCACCCCGGGUGACCCGCAAGACCACGAGGGUAGCCGAGGCGACGAAGAAAGCGUGCCUGGAACGACAGGAGGGGGAUAGGGAGGCAAUAUUUGAUGAGGAACGGAGGAAGGAACAUGAUCAACUACCUAUUACCAUCGACGACUCGUCCAGCAUCAACGAUCAAGACACCGACUAUCGGCCAUUCUCAGCACUUACCGAGGCAGACGCCAACGCAUCGAAAAAUAGAGAGGCCCAUACGGCCGCAGGGAAGGAAAACGCCUCACCAAUCUUCUCUAGCACGGCCAAAUCCACCAAGUCUGCACCGGCAGGCCGCAGUCGGCCUAAGAAGCGCAAGCACGGCACAGACAUCCCAGUCGGCGAAGGCACCGUGUCGACAAGCUUCAGCAAUCGAUCUUCACUAAAGGAGAAGAGUAAAAAGGCAAAGAAACCUCGAUCAACCAAGAAACAGCCACCCCGUUCAUCUCGCAAUGAAUAA
Messenger RNA from Penicillium atrosanguineum, 621 nucleotides. RefSeq lists its product as uncharacterized. Lineage: Eukaryota; Fungi; Ascomycota; Eurotiomycetes; Eurotiales; Aspergillaceae. The transcript has a single exon. The record is from RefSeq and is a predicted model, not a curated record. The coding region runs from base 1 to 621 and encodes 206 amino acids.